CCAGACUCGCGACGGAGACCAGCAGCGCCAGAGUGGCAUACCAACCGUUGUUCAUUUCCUCUCCUGUUUUAUUACCUUCUUAAUUGUAUUCAUUUUAAUAAAACUUUUCUCUUUCAAAAUGUCUUUCUGGGACUCACUCAGCGGCCGCAAACAGUCCAAGGGCCCCGAAUUCGACCCUUCCACCGCGCAAGAUGCUACGUCGUUCCUCUCGGAGGUCGCCAUCCCUGAUCCUACCUCGCUCCACCCCUUGGCUGGCCUGAACCAGGAUACCCUCGAUUAUAUCACCCUCGAAGACUCUGCCCUUGAUCAAACACCUGGCUCGCAAUCACUUUUGCCAUCUCGUGGAUGGUCCGAUGAUCUGUGUUAUGGAGCCGGAACAACGUACCUUGCUGGUUUGACCAUUGGAGGCGCAUGGGGUCUUGCUGAAGGCAUGAAGAAGGUGCCUGCAACGGCACCCCCCAAGAUUCGCCUUAACGGUGUCCUGAACGCUAUCACAAGGAGAGGUCCUUUCCUCGGAAACUCCGCCGGUGUGGUGGCCAUGGUAUAUAACGGCUUUAACUCGGGAAUCGGAUAUGCGCGAGGAAAACAUGACUCUGCCAACAGUAUCGUUGCGGGUGCCCUAAGUGGUAUGGUCUUCAAGAGCACCAGGGGUCUUAAGCCCAUGAUGAUCUCUGGCGGUAUUGUGGCUUCUAUUGCAGGAGGCUGGGCUCUUAUGCGCAAGACCCUUCUGUAGAUGCCGCUCGUUCCGUUUCGUUGUAUUCUAGCACUCGAACCGAGUCGACCUCCAUUCGCCAACAGUUGUCCGAAAUGAUUGUCCAUUAAGGGUUUGUUUCAGCAAAGCGGGAGGGUGUUGUUUUUUUUUUAAUUUACUUUUGGUCCACGCUGUAUUAGAACGAUUUUUCUUGUUAUUCCUCGAAUCUCUUCCCUCCGGCGCUCGAAGCAUAUGCAUUAUCCAUGGUUGGGACCGGCAUGGUAAUGGGUCUAAAUUUUCCUGUACAUAUAGCGGUCCCCUGCGUUUAUGGGUUCUUGAUGGCGAAAUGCAGGUUUUAUUUCGUCCUGUCUAGUGAUCUUAAUUCCUUAGGAGCUCACAAUGAAAGACUCGAUGCCAAAACGAAAUCAUUCACCUCCGGAGCAAUCGCCAACUUUGAUGCUAGUACUGCAACAGACAAUCUCUGUUUUGCGCGUCUUCCCUGGCCUUCUGGUGCAGUUUGAUUAAAA
Molecule: messenger RNA, 1218 nt
Organism: Aspergillus caelatus
Lineage: Eukaryota; Fungi; Ascomycota; Eurotiomycetes; Eurotiales; Aspergillaceae
Product: protein transporter TIM23
Exons: 2
Coding region: 119-733 (204 amino acids)
Biological process (GO): protein import into mitochondrial matrix
Cellular component (GO): mitochondrial inner membrane; TIM23 mitochondrial import inner membrane translocase complex
Molecular function (GO): transmembrane protein transporter activity
Source: RefSeq, a predicted model, not a curated record